AGGAAAUUUAUGUGGAAAACUUUGGUAUAAAAAUGAUGUAGCAGAUUUGAUCGGCACGUAGUUCGAAGGCCACGGUCGUAGUUAGCCGAGAGCGAGUAGCGGGAACACAGAUGCUAGUCUGCGUUCGGCGUGGUCACACCAUGAGGCGUGUGCUGCCACUGUUGGCGUGUCAGUGGUCGCGUCCUCGGGAGUUCCUGGGCUCACGGCGCCUUGUGUUGUCAGGUCAGAUGGCGACGAUCAGGAAGCUGCUGCAGGCGCGCCAGGACAAGGAGGCGGAGCUGGGCAACAAGGUGACGGUGGUGGGCGCCGGCCAGGUCGGCAUGGCCACCAUCUUCUCCUUGCUCACGCAGGGCGUUACUAACAACAUCGCGCUGGUGGACACCAACGAGGACAAGCUCAAGGGCGAGAUGAUGGACCUGCAGCACGGAUCCGCCUUCCUCUACAACGCCAACAUCCAGGCCGGCGCAGAUUACGAGAUAACUGCGAACUCUCAGAUUUGCGUCAUAGCGGCCGGUGUGAGGCAGAAGGAGGGCGAGGAUCGCCGCAACCUGGUGCAGAGGAAUGUUCAAGUGCUUAAGGGUAUUGUACCUAAGCUUCUGCAAUACAGUCCGAACGCGAUCCUGCUGAUCGCCAGCAACCCUGUGGACGUGCUGACGUACGUGUCGUGGCGCAUCAGCGGCCUGCCCCGUCACCGCGUGCUGGGCUCCGGCACCAACCUAGACUCGGCGCGGUUCCGCUACCUGCUCUCACAGAAGCUGGGCAUCGCGCCAACCUCCUGCCAUGCCUACAUCAUAGGAGAACACGGCGAUAGCAGCGUGCCGGUGUGGUCGAGCGUGAACAUCGCAGGCGUGAGGCUGCGGGACCUCAACCAGAACUUCGGUCUGGAGACGGACGAGGAGAACUGGCAGGAGACUCACACGCAGGUGGUGCAGAGCGCGUACGAGGUCAUCAAGCUGAAGGGGUACACCUCGUGGGCCAUCGGCCUGUCGCUCACGCAGCUCAUCAAGGCCAUCCUCACCAACGCCACCAGCGUGCAUGCCGUCACUACUUGUGUGCAGGGCGAGCACGGCAUCACGGACGAGGUGUUCCUGUCGCUGCCGUGCGUGCUGGGCCGCAACGGCGUGCUGGACGUCAUCCGGCAGCCGCUGUCCGACACGGAGCGCAAGCAGAUGUACCAGUCCGCCAGCGUCAUGGCCGACCUGCAGGCUAAGAUCGUCUUCUAAACACGCCUCGCCCAGCGAACAUAAUCCUGUUGCGCUCCUAUCAGGAUAUACUGCAUUUAUCUCGCAAAUUUUGACUGAAUUGGACGAAACGUGUUUUGUCUAUCAUUAUGAAUUUUCUACUUAUAAACGUGUUGACGUCUGUGUAGUGUUAGUUUAAAUUAAAUUUAUUUACAUGAGUACUUUAUACGGUAUUAAAAUAACCUUUUGUAUUGUUAGACAAUUAUCUUUCAGCUGUAAGCUGUUUGUAUCUAGCUGUGACUGUACAAGCCAACGAUCUUUACAUAGAAGUAGGUACAUCUACUAAAAUAAGAUAGUUUCACUAAUAAUUUAAAUAAAUAGCUAUAUUUACUUUCAGUAUUAAUAAUUACCAACUUCUGGAAGUAGUUAUAAGUUUCUCGUGAGUGAUAGUAAAUACCACAAACAGUAAUUUCAUUGUUUUAAGUACUUUAUAAACCGUUCAGAAACCACUUGUCAAAUUAAUUCAUAUUUUUGUAACUAAAUAUAGGAAGAAAAUUGACUAUUUGGCUUUAAAUCAACAUGAAUUGAUGAAAAUAGCAAACAUGUUGACCAUGUUUUUGUGAUUAUAUAAACUCAUAUAUAUAUAUAUAUAUAUAUAUUUAUUAACCUUUUCUAAGCUCCAUACUGAUAAGGAAAGAGAAGUGUUUAGAGAUACACAAGUGAACGUGAAGAAAUAUCAUUAUUUAGUCCGUUAUGAGUAUCAUCAUCAUCCUGCCAGAAUCCCAAUAAAUUGUGUUUAGGGCCGGCACAUGUUCUCUUCUUCCUUACUCUUUAUCUGCCGUUCUUGGUGUAUCAUGAUGUCAAAUAAGUAAUGCUGAUAACUUAACGCUUGUCUAUCAUUUUCAAAGCACUUUUAUGUUACAGGUUAUGUUUCAUUAUUUAUGAAUAAAUGUUGCUUAUAAAUGUGA
Helicoverpa armigera (cotton bollworm) is the source of this 2149-nucleotide messenger RNA. Its product is annotated as L-lactate dehydrogenase. NCBI's taxonomy places the organism in Eukaryota, Metazoa, Arthropoda, Insecta, Lepidoptera, Noctuidae. Gene Ontology annotation, biological process: pyruvate metabolic process; lactate metabolic process. The transcript is spliced from 7 exons. The record is from RefSeq and is a predicted model, not a curated record. The coding region runs from base 111 to 1223 and encodes 370 amino acids. Gene Ontology annotation, molecular function: L-lactate dehydrogenase (NAD+) activity. Gene Ontology annotation, cellular component: cytoplasm.